GGGUCUGGGUCUGGCCCGGGUGGGAGAGUGGUUGGUGUUCCCGGUGUCCUGGGUUACCUGAGGGGGCGGGGGUUGGGAGUUCGCUGCUGCACGGGCGGCUGCUGCAGGAGCAACAACGACCCUGGAUUCUCCCGGUGAGGGAAGCGCGCGGCGGCCACGGAGCAGGUGAAGCUUUAUUCUAAGAAUAUUUGUUUCUUCCAGUUUAUGAGCUCAAAGUAUAAAGAGUAUAAAUGUCAGAGAAGUGUUGAAAGAUUGCUCGGUCAUGAGCACUGACAGUAACUCCUUGGCACGUGAAUUUCUUACUGAUGUCAACCGGCUUUGCAAUGCAGUGGUCCAGAGGGUGGAGGCCAAGGAAGAGGAAGAGGAGGAGACACACAUGACGACCCUUGGACAAUACCUUGUCCAUGGCCGAGGAUUUCUGUUACUUACCAAGCUAAAUUCUAUCAUUGAUCAGGCGUUGACAUGUAGAGAAGAACUUCUUACCCUUCUUCUGUCACUCCUUCCACUGGUGUGGAAGAUACCUGUGCAAGAAGAAAACGCAACAGAUUUUAAUCUACCAUUCUCAGCUGAUGUAAUCCUGACCAAAGAAAAAAACUCAAGUUCACAAAGAUCUACUCAGGAAAAAUUAUAUUUAGAAGGAAGUGCCCCAUCUGGUCAGGUUUCCGGAAAAGUAAACAUUUUUCGAAAAAGCAGACGACAGAGCAAGAUUACCCAUCGCUAUUCUAUAAGAGAUGCAAGAAAGACACAGCUCUCCACCUCAGAUUCGGAAGGCAAUUCAGAUGACAAAAGUAUAGCAAUGAAUAAACACAGAAAGCCCCGUCUGCUACAGCAUUUUGUAACACAGUCUUCUAAAGAAGACCACCUUACAGCUAAACUCGAGCACUUACCAACCAAAGAAGAACAGACUCAUCCUGACACCAUGGCUUUGGAAGAUUCCAAAGAGAUUAUUCCAGGACAGGAGUCAAACACUGACAUUUUAAGUGAGCCAGCUGCCUUGUCUAUUAUCAGUCACAUGAACAAUUCUCCAUUUGACUUAUGUCAUGUUUUGUUAUCUUUAUUAGAGAAAGUUUGUAAGUUUGACAUUACCUUAAAUCAUAAUUCUGCUCUAGCAGCCAGUGUAGUGCCCACACUGAUUGAAUUCCUAGCAGACUUUGGGGACUGCUGUAAUCUAAGCAACAGUUUGGAGAGUCAAAUGGUCUCUGCAGGUUGGACUGAAGAACCAGUGGCUUUGAUUCAACGGAUGCUUUUCCGAACAGUGUUGCAUCUCAUGUCAGUAGAUAUUAGUACAGCAGAGAUGGUGCCAGAAAGUCUUAGAAAAAAUUUAACUGAAUUGCUCAGAGCAGCUUUAAAAAUUAGAAUUUGCCUAGAAAAACAGCCUGACCCUUUUGCACCAAGACAAAAGAAAACACUACAGGAGGUUUGGGAAGGUUUUGUGUUUUCAAAGCAUCGUCAUAGAGCCCUUCUUUUACCUGAGCUUCUGGAAGGUGUUCUACAGAUUCUGAUCUGUUGUCUUCAAAGUGCAACCUCAAAUCCCUUCUUUUUCAGUCAAGCCAUGGAUUUGGUUCAAGAAUUCAUUCAACAUCAUGGAUUUAAUUUAUUUGAAACAGCAGUUCUUCAAAUGGAGUGGCUGGUUUUAAGAGAUGGAGUUCCUACUGAGGCUGCAGAACAUUUGAAAGCCCUAAUAAAUAGUGUGAUGAAAAUAAUGAGCACUGUCAAAAAAGUGAUAUCAGAGCAACUUCAUCAUUCAAUGUGUACAAGGAAAAGGCACAGGCGAUGUGAAUAUUCUCACUUUAUGCAUCACCACAGAGAUCUCUCAGGUCUCCUGGUUUCAGCUUUUAGAAACCAGGUUUCCAAAAACCCAUUCGAAGAGACUGCAGAUGGAGAUGUUUAUUACCCUGAGCGGUGCUGUUGUAUCGCAGUGUGCGCGCAUCAGUGCUUACGCUUACUACAGCAGGCCUCCUUGAGCAGCACCUGUGUCCAGAUUCUGUCAGGUGUUAAUAGCGUUGGGAUAUGCUGUUGUAUGGAUCCCAAAUCUGUCAUCAUCCCUAUGCUGCAUGCUUUUCAGUUGCCAGCAUUGAAAAAUUUUCAGCAGCAUAUUUUGACUACCCUUAACAAACUUAUUUUGGAUCAGUUAGGAGGAGCUGAGGUAUCACAGAAAAUUCAAAAGGCAGCUUGCAAUAUCUGUACCGUCGACUCUGAUCAACUAACCAAAUUAGAAGAAACACUGCAGGGAAGCUCAUGUGAUGCUGGGCCUUCCUCAAGUUCUUCCAGCCCCUCUGUCAGAUUCCAAGGGAUCCUGCCCAGCAGUGGAACUGAAGACCUAUUAUGGAAAUGGGAUGCCUUAAAGGCCUAUCAGAAUUUUGUUUUUGAAGGAGACAGAUUAUGUAGUGUACAGAUUGCAAAUCAUAUUUGUACUUUAAUCCAGAAAGGCAAUGUAGUUGUUCAGUGGAAAUUGUAUAAUUACAUAUUUAACCCUGUGCUCCAAAGAGGAGUUGAAUUAGCACAUCAUUGUCAACACCUUAGCAUUACUUCAGCCCAAACUCAUGUAUGUAGACAUCAUAACCAGUGUUUGCCUCAGGAAGUGCUUCAGAUUUAUUUAAAAAGUCUGCCUACCCUGCUUAAAUCAAGGGUAAUAAGAGAUUUGUUUUUAAAUUGUAAUGGAGUAAAUCAAAUAAUUGAAUUGAAUUACUUAGAUGGUGUUCGAAGUCAUUCGCUAAAAGCAUUUGAAACUCUGAUAAUCAGCUUAGGGGAACAACAGAAAGAGUCUUCAAUUCCCGGUGUUGAAAGGAUGGACAUUGAACAGAAGAAAUUGUCAUCUCUAAAUGUAGGUACUUCUUUUCAUAGCCAGCAAGCUUACUCAGAUUCUCCUCCGAGUCUUAGCAAAUUUUAUGCUUGCCUCAAAGAAGCUUACCCAAAGAAGCGGAAGUCUGCUAAUCAGGAUGUUCAUAUCAACAUGAUAAAUCUGUUCCUCUGUGUGGCAUUCUUAUGCAUAAGUAAAGAAGCAGAAUCUGAUAGAGAGUCAGCCAAUGAUUCAGAAGAUACUUCCGGCUAUGACAGCACAGCAAGUGAGGCUUGGCACCAGAUGCUGCCGUGUCUCUCUCCCGAGAGCCUUGUCUUACCUUCUCCCAAGCAUAUGCUCCAAGCAGCAGAUAUUUGGUCAAUGUGUCGUUGGCUCUAUAUGUUGAGUCCAGUUUUCCAGAAACAGUUUUAUAGACUUGGUGGUUUCCAAGUGUGCCAUAAAUUAAUUUUUAUGAUAAUACAUAAACUAUUCAGAAGUCAGGAAGAGGAGCAAGGAAAAAAGGAAGGGGAUGUAGAUGUAAAUGAAAACCAAGAUGUAAACAGAACUUCUCAAUCUGAGAUCACUAGGAAGGAAGAUUUAUUAUCUUUGACUGUAAAAAGUGACCCCAUACCAUCAGAACUGAGUAAUCUAAACAAGAGUACUGACAGUUUCGGUAAAUUAGAGGCACAGCCUAUUUCUUCCAUAAACAUGGAACAAAUUUCAGCUACUGAAGCUGCUCCUGAGGAAGCAGAGGCAUCUACAAGUCGGGGAAGUGAAACCUCACUUCAGAGCAUACGACUUCUGGAAGCCCUUCUGGCCAUUUGUCUUCACAGCACCAGAGCUAGUCAGCAAAAGGUGGAAUUGGAGUUCCCUCAUCAGAACUUGUCUGUGGAAAAUAUCUUGUUUGAAAUGAGGGACCAUCUUUCCCAGUCAAAGGCGAUUGAAACAGAAUUAGCAAAACCUUUAUUUGAUGCCCUGCUUCGAGUUGCACUGGGUAACCAUUCGGCAGAUUUUGAACACAGUGAUGCUGUAACUGAGAAGAGUCAUCAGUCUGAGGAAGAGUUGUCAUCCCCACCUGGUGAUUUUUCAGAAGAAGCUGAGGAUUCCCAGUGUCGUAGUUUUAAACUUUUGAUUGAAGAAGGCUAUGAAGCAGACAGUGAAAGCAAUCCUGAGGACAGUGAAACCCGAGAUGAUGGGGUAGACUUCAAGCCUGAAGCAGAAGGUUUCAGUGCAUCAAGCAGUCCAAAUGACUUACUUGAAAACCUCACUCAUGGGGAAAUAAUGUAUCCUGAGAUUUGUAUGCUGGAAUUAAAUUUGCUUUCUACUAGUAAAGCCCAACUUGAUGUGCUUGUUCAUGUAUUUGAAAGUUUUUUGAAAAUCAUCAGGCAGAAAGAAAAGAAUAUUUUUCUAUUCAUGCAGCAGGGAACUGUGAAAAAUCUUUUAGGAGGGUUUUUGAGUAUUUUAACACAGGCUGAUUCUGAUUUUCAAGCAUGCCAGCGACUAUUGGUGGAUCUUUUGGUAUCUGUGAUGAGUUCAAGGACAUGUUCAGAAGAGCUAACACUUCUUUUGAGAAUAUUUCUGGAGAAGUCUCCUUGUACAGAAAUUCUUCUUCUGGGUGUUCUGAAAAUGGUUGAAAGUGAUAUUACUCUGAGCCCUUCACAGUAUCUAACCUUCCCUCUACUGCACACUCCAAAUAUAAGCAAUGGUGUUUCAUCACAAAAAUGUCCUCGGAUUCUCAACAGUAAGGCCAUGGGAUUAUUGAGAAGAGCACGAGUCUCAAGGAGCAAGAAAGAGGCUGACAGUGAAAGUUUCCCCCAGCAGCUGCUUUCCUCUUGGCACAUUGCCCCAGUCCACUUGCCACUGCUGGGACAAAACUGCUGGCCUCACCUGGCAGAAGGUUUCAGUGUCUCCCUGUGGUUUAAUGUGGAGUGUAUCCAUGAAGCUCAGAGUACCACAGGAAAAGGAAAGAGGAUAAAGAAAAGAAACAAAUCAUUAAUUUUACGGGAAGGUAGUUUUGAUGGAACAGAGAACAACAGACCAGAAGAUGCAGAGUACACAAAUCCUGGUGAAAGGCUCAUAGAAGAAGGCUGUAUUCAUAUGAUUUCAUUGGGAUCCAAAGCAUUGAUGAUCCAAGUGUGGGCUGAUCCCCACAAGGGCACUUUUAUCUUUCGUGUGUGUGUGGAUUCAAAUGAUGAUAUGAAAGCUGUUUUACUAGCACAGAUUGAAUCACAGGAGAAUAUUUUCCUCCCAAGCAAAUGGCAACAUUUGGUACUCACCUACUUACAGCAGCCCCAAGGGAAAAAGAAUAUCCAUGGGAAAAUCUCCAUAUGGGUCUCUGGACAAAGGAAACCUGACGUUCCUUUGAAUUUUAUGCUUCCAAGAAAAACAAGUUUGUCAUCUGAUAGCAAUAAAACAUUUUGCAUGAUCGGCCAUUGUUUAUCAUCCCAAGAAGAGUUUUUGCAAUUGUCUGGAAAAUGGGACCUGGGAAAUUUACUCCUCUUCAAUGGAGCUAAGAUUGGUUCACAAGAGGCUUUUUAUUUAUAUGUUUGUGGACCCAACCAUACAUCUAUAAUGCCAUGUAAAUAUGGGAGACCUGUGAAUGACUACUCCAAGUACAUUAAUAAAGAAAUUUUGCAUUGUGAACAAAUCAGAGAACUUUUUAUGACCAAGAAAGAUGUGGACAUUGGGCUCUUAAUUGAAAGUCUUUCAGUUGUUUAUACAGCUUACUGUCCUGCUCAGUAUACCAUCUACGAGCCAGUUAUUAGACUUAAAGGCCAAAUGAAAACCCAGCUCUCUCAAAGACCCUUCAGCUCAAAAGAAGUUCAGAGCAUCUUAUUAGAACCUCACCAUCUAAAGAAUCUUCGGUCUACUGAAUGUAAAACUAUUCAAGGCAUUCUGCAUGAGAUUGGUGGAGCUGGUAUAUUUGUUUUUCUCUUUGCUAGGGUUGUGGAACUCAGUGGCUGUGAAGAAACUCACGCAUUAGCACUGAGAGUUAUCCUGUCAUUAAUUAAAUACAACCAACAGAGAAUACAAGAGUUAGAAAAUUGUAAUGGCCUUUCCAUGAUUCAUCAGGUGUUGACAAAACAAAAAUGCAUUGUUGGCUUUCACAUUUUGAAGACCCUUCUUGAAGGUUGCUGUGGUGAAGAUAUUAUUAAUGUCAAUGAGAAUGGAGAGUUUAAGUUGGAUGUAGAGUCUAAUGCUAUAAUCCAAGAUGUUAAACUGCUAGAGGAGCUAUUGCUUGACUGGAAGAUAUGGAAUAAAGCAGAGCCAGGUACUUGGGAAACUCUGCUGGCAGCUCUAGAAGUCCUCAUCAGAGGAGGGCACCACCAGCAGAUGUUUAAUGUCAAGCAGCUAUUGAAAGCUCGAGUGGUUCAUCACUUUCUGCUGACUUGUCAGGUUUUGCAGGAACACAAAGAGGGUCAGCUUACAUCCAUGCCCCGAGAGGUUUGCAGAUCAUUUGUGAAAAUUAUAGCAGAAGUCCUUGGAUCACCUCCAGACUUGGAAUUAUUGGCAAUUAUCUUCAAUUUCCUUUUAGCAGUUCACCCUCCUACUAAUACUUAUGUUUGUCACAACCCCACAAACUUCUACUUUUCUUUGCACAUAGAUGGCAAGAUCUUUCAGGAGAAAGUACAGUCAAUCAUGUACCUGAGGCAUUCCAGCAGUGGAGGAAAAUCUGUUACUAGCCCUGGAUUUGUGGUAAUAAGCCCAUCUGAUUUUACUGCUUCACCACCUGAAGGAAACAAUUCCUCCAAUAUUAUUCCACAACAGAUGACUGCCAACAUGUUGCGCUCUAGAAGUCUACCAGCAUUUCCUACUUCUUCAUCUCUAAUACAACCACAAAAACUGACUGGAAGUUUGGGUUGUAGUAUUGACAGGUUACAAAAUAUUGCAGAUAAUGAUGUCACUUCCCAACCAGAGAAACUGAAUUCUCUGGAGAGUUCUGAGACGCUGAAAAAAAGCAAAGAAGAUGACUUCAUCAGUAGCUGUGAGUCUGCAAAAACUGUUUGUGAAAUGGAAGCUGUACUUUCAGCCCAAGCCACUGUCCCUGGUGUUUCAAAGGGAACAGUGGGAUUUCCAGUGGUCAGAAUAGAUCAUAAAGACUUGGGAGCAGAACCCAGAUCAAAUGGUGACAGUCCUGGGGAUGAGUCCUGCCCACGUCGACCUGAUUACCUAAAGGGACUGGCCUCAUUCCAGCAAAGCCACAGCACUAUUGCAAGCCUAGGGCUAGCUUUUCCCUCCCAGAAUGGAUCUGCAGCUCUUGGCCAUUGGCCAAGUCUUAUUGACAAGAACACUGAUGAUUGGGAAAACCUUGCCUUUUCUCUCACCUAUGAGCCAAACUACAACCUAACUACCAAUGCUAACAGUGUAACUGAAGACUGCUUGGUGCCUAUCUGCUGUGGACUAUAUGAACUCUUAAGUGGAGUUCUUCUGGUCCUGCCUGACAUCAUGCUUGGAGAUGUACUGGAGCUUAUUCAAGCAGACACGCUUUUAGUGCUUGUUAACCAUCCAUCACCUGCUAUACAACAAGGCGUUAUUAAACUCUUAGGUGCAUAUUUUAAUAGAGCCUCUAAGGAACAAAAAGAUAAGUUUCUGAAGAAUCGUGGCUUUUCCUUGCUAGCCAACCAGUUGUAUCUUCAUCGGGGAACUCAGGAAUUGUUAGAAUGCUUCAUUGAAAUGUUCUUUGGUCGACGUAUUAGCCUUGAUGAGGAAUUUGAUCUAGAAGAUGUGAAAAACAUGGAACUUUUUCAGAAGUGGUCUGUCAUUCCUAUUCUGGGACUAGUAGAGACCUCCCUCUAUGACAACAUGCUCUUGCAUAAUGCUCUUUUACUUCUUCUCCAAAUAUUAAAUUCUUGUUCUAAGGUAGCAGAUAUGUUGUUGGAUAAUGGUCUACUCUACGUGUUAUGUAAUACAGUAGCAACCCUGAAUGGACUAGAAAAAAAUGUUCCUUUGAAUGAAUAUAGGUUGCUUGCUUGUGAUAUACAGCAACUUUUCAUAGCAGUUACAAUUCAUGCUUGCAGUUCCUCAGGCUCACAAUACUUUAGGGUUAUUGAAGACCUUAUUGUACUUCUUGGAUAUCUUCAAAAUAGCAAAAACAAAAGGACACAAAAUAUGGCUGUUGCACUGCAGUUUAGAGUUCUCCAGGCUGCUAUGGAAUUUAUAAGGAGCACUGCAAAUCAUGACUCUGAAAACUUUACAGAUUCAUUCCAGUCACUUACUGCUCCCCAUCAUGCAAUAUUUCAAAAGCGGAAGAGCAUUGCUGGUCCUCGAAAAUUUCCUCUUGCUCAAACUGACUCUCUUCUGAUGAAAAUGCGUUCAGUGGCAAGUGAUGAACUUCAUAUGAUGAUGCAAAGGAGAAUGAGCCAGGAGAACCCUGUCCAGGCAACUGAAGCAGAGCUUGCACAGAGACUGCAGAGGCUCACUGUCUUAGCAGUUAACAGGAUCGUUUAUCAAGAGUUUAAUCCAGACAUUAUUGACAUUUUGAGCACUCCAGAAAAUGCAACUCAAAGCAAGACCUCCAUUUCCCAGACUGAAAUUUCUGAAGAAAAUAUUCAUCAUGAGCAGCCUUCCAUUUUCAGCCCAUUUCAGAAAGAAAUGUUUGUGUAUCUGGUAGAAGGAUUCAAAUUAUCUAUUGGUUCAGGUAAAACCAGUGGUUCCAAGCAGCAGUGGACUAAGAUCUUAUGGUCUUGUAAGGAAACCUUCCGAAUGCAGCUUGGGAGAUUACUAGUGUAUAUUUUGUCACCAACCCAUCCUUUGCAAGAGAGAAAGCAAAUUUUUGAAAUAGUUUGUGAACCCAAUCAUCAGGAAAUAUUACGAGACUGCCUUAGCCCAUCCCUGCAACAUGGAGCCAAGUUAGUUUUGUAUUUAUCAGAGUUGAUACAUAAUCACCAGGAUGAAUUGACUGAAGAAGAACUAAACACAGCAGAACUGCUUAUGAAUGCUUUAAAAUUAUGUGGGUAUAAGUGCAUCCCUCUCAGUGCAUCAACAAAAUCAGACCUUAUUAAAAUGAUCAAAGAGGAACAAAAGAAAUAUGAAGCUGAAGAAGGUAUGAAUAAAGCUACCUGGCAGAAAACAGUUAAUAAUAAUCAACAAAGUCUAUUUCAGCGCCUCAAUUCAAAAGCAAAGGAUAUAUCUAAAAUAGCUGCAGAUAUCACCCAGGCAGUGUCUCUCUCCCAAGGAAUGGAGAGAAAAAAGGUGAUCCAGCAUAUCAGAGGCAUGUAUAAAGUAGAUUUGAGUGCUAGCAGAUAUUGGCAGGAACUCAUUCAACAACUGACGCAUGACAGAGCAGUCUGGUAUGACCCUAUCUAUUAUCCAACUUCAUGGCAGUUGGAUCCAACAGAAGGACCAAAUCGAGAGAGGAGGCGUUUACAGAGAUGUUACUUAACUAUUCCAAAUAAGUAUCUUCUUAGGGAUAGACAAAAAUCAGAAGAUGUGGUCAAGCCACCACUUUCUUAUCUAUUUGAAGACAAAACUCAUUCUUCUUUCUCUUCUACUGUAAAAGACAAAGCUGCAAGCGAGUCUAUAAGAGUGAAUCGAAGAUGUGUCAGCGUUGCACCAUCUAGAGAGAUAGCUGGUGAAUUGUUAUUAGGAAAAUGCGGAAUGUAUUUUGUGGAAGAUAAUGCUUCUGAUACAGUUGAAAGUUCAAGCCUUCAGGGAGAAUUAGAACCAGCAUCAUUUUCCUGGAUAUAUGAAGAAAUUAAAGAAGUUCACAAGCGUUGGUGGCAGUUGAGAGAUAAUGCCGUAGAAAUCUUUUUAACAAAUGGCAGAACACUCCUGUUAGCAUUUGAAAACACCAAGGUUCGUGAUGAUGUGUUCCACAGUAUACUAACAAACGACCUCCCUAAUCUUCUGGAAUAUGGCAACAUCACUGCUCUGACAAAUUUGUGGUAUACUGGACAAAUUACUAAUUUUGAAUAUUUGACUCACUUAAACAAACAUGCUGGCCGAUCCUUCAAUGAUCUCAUGCAAUAUCCUGUGUUCCCGUUUAUACUUGCUGACUAUGUUAGUGAGACCCUUGACCUCAGCGAUCCAUCGGUCUACAGAAACCUCUCUAAACCAAUAGCUGUGCAGUAUAAGGAGAAAGAAGAUCGUUAUGUGGACACAUACAAGUACUUGGAGGAAGAGUACCGCAAAGGAGCCAGGGAAGAUGACCCCAUGCCUCCGGUGCAGCCCUACCACUAUGGCUCCCACUAUUCUAACAGCGGCACUGUGCUUCACUUCCUGGUCAGGAUGCCUCCUUUCACGAAAAUGUUUUUAGCCUAUCAAGAUCAAAGUUUUGACAUUCCAGACAGAACUUUUCAUUCUACAAAUACAACUUGGCGCCUCUCAUCUUUUGAAUCCAUGACUGAUGUGAAGGAACUUAUCCCAGAGUUUUUCUACCUUCCAGAGUUCUUAGUUAACCGUGAAGGUUUUGAUUUUGGUGUGCGUCAGAAUGGUGAACGGGUUAAUCACGUCAACCUUCCCCCUUGGGCACGUAAUGAUCCUCGACUUUUUAUCCUCAUCCAUAGACAGGCUCUAGAGUCUGACUACGUGUCCCAGAACAUCUGUCAGUGGAUUGACUUAGUAUUCGGGUAUAAGCAAAAAGGGAAGGCUUCUGUUCAAGCCAUCAAUGUUUUUCACCCUGCUACAUAUUUUGGAAUGGAUGUCUCUGCAGUGGAAGAUCCAGUUCAGAGACGAGCUCUAGAAACCAUGAUAAAAACCUAUGGCCAGACCCCUCGUCAGCUCUUCCAGUCAGCCCAUGUGAGCAGACCUGGAUCCAGGCUCAAUAUUGAAGGAGAGCUCCCUGCUGCUGUGGGGUUGUUAGUGCAGUUUGCUUUCAGAGAAACUCGAGAACAAGUCAAAGAAAUUACCUAUCCGAGUCCUUUGUCAUGGAUAAAAGGCUUGAAGUGGGGGGAGUAUGUGGGUUCCCCAAGUGCUCCAGUACCUGUGGUCUGCUUCAGCCAGCCCCAUGGAGAAAGAUUUGGUUCUCUCCAGGCUCUGCCCACCAGAGCAAUCUGUGGUUUGUCCCAAAAUUUCUGUCUUCUAAUGACAUACAGCAAAGAACAAGGUGUGAGAAGCAUGAACAGUACAGACAUUCAGUGGUCAGCCAUCCUGAGCUGGGGAUAUGCUGAUAACAUUUUAAGGCUGAAGAGUAAACAAAGCGAGCCUCCAAUAAACUUUAUACAAAGUUCACAGCAAUAUCAGGUGACUAGUUGUGCUUGGGUCCCUGAUGGUUGCCAGCUGUUUACUGGGAGCAAGUGUGGUGUCAUCACUGCCUAUACAAAUAGGCUGACGAGCAGCACGCCUUCAGAGAUAGAAAUGGAGUCUCAGAUACAUCUCUAUGGGCACACAGAGGAAAUAACCAGCUUGUUUGUUUGCAAACCGUACAGUAUAAUGAUAAGUGUGAGCAGAGAUGGAACCUGCAUCAUAUGGGAUUUAAACAGGUUGUGCUACGUACAAAGUCUGGCGGGACACAAAAGUCCUGUCACGGCCGUCUCUGCCAGUGAGACAACAGGUGACAUUGCCACUGUGUGUGAUUCAGCUGGCGGAGGCAGUGACCUCAGACUCUGGACAGUGAACGGGGACCUUGUUGGACAUGUCCACUGCAGAGAGAUCAUUUGUUCUGUGGCUUUCUCUAACCAACCUGAAGGAAUAUCCAUCAAUGUAAUUGCUGGGGGAUUAGAAAAUGGAAUUGUAAGGUUAUGGAGUACAUGGGACCUAAAGCCUGUGCGGGAAAUUACAUUUCCUAAAUCAAAUAAGCCUAUUGUAAGCCUUACAUUUUCCUGUGACGGCCACCAUUUGUACACGGCAAACAGUGAUGGGACCGUGAUUGCCUGGUGUCGCAAGGACCAGCAGCGCCUGAAACAGCCAAUGUUCUAUUCCUUCCUUAGCAGCUAUGCAGCUGGGUGAAUGAGAGAGGACUUCUCAUUCUCCAAAGCACUUUAACUCCUAACCAGAUCGUGGACUUCAUCAGUUUUAGGAGGCUGAACCUGAAGAAAUGGAUGACCAAACAAACCAUCCAAAUACCGAUAAAAUCUGUUCACUGCACACGAGUCAGCAGCCUCACAAGUUCCUGAGAGGAAAGUCUUCUCCUAAUUUAUUGAUAAUCUGGAGGAUCAUGUCAGUAUGCACUAACAGGAUUUAAGUCUUCGUGGUAAAUUGAAAAUAAUAUUCUCAAAGGUUUUUCUACAAGAGUAUUCUAAAGAAAAGAUUAGGGUGUCUCCUUUUUCUGUUAUUUUUAAAGAGCCAGUAGAAUUUUUUAAUUGGUUAGUUAAUUGUUUAUGUAAAAUACUCUAAAAAUUAUAUUUAAGAAGUUCUGUGCCACGAUAGUCCCUUCUCCCACAGAAAAGGAAAAGAAAAGAUAAAAAUUCAGGGCUUGAUCAUUGCUUUCAUUGAGAAGUAAAUUAUUCAGUAGGUGCUUCUGCACCAAACGGCUUAUGGAAUAUCUGAAUACUAAACGCAGACUAUGAAGAAAUCUCAGUGUUAGGCUGUUUUUAACAGUUGCCUUCUCAGCUCAAAGUAGAACUAGAAUUUUUUGAUAGUCAUAAUCAAGAAACAGGUAUCAUUGAUUUCAUACAUACUCUAUUUCUUCAUAAAAAAUACAACUUAAAAUCCAUGACACUAAAUAUUAAAUAUCCUUACUUGAGUCAUGAAGAUUUAAAUACAAUAAUUCUUUUAAUAUCUCUCAUUUACAGAGCAUUGAAUGCUUAACAAUUUGCAAUAGGAAGCCUCCACUAUGCAAAAAGUUUGCACAGAUAUUAAUAAUACAGUCUAGAUAAGGCUUUUAAUCUAAUGUGCAGGAGGAGCCUUCUUCCCCAAAACAGAAUUACAAAAAGAAAAGAGACCAUUUACUUUGUUUAAAACAGAAGGCAGAAUAAUUCUUUUAGGAAGCAGUUUCCACUGUUUUUACUAACCCAUAUAGCCUGAGAAAUCUAGCAACAAUAGAAAUUCUAAGUGUACACCACAGCAAACUUACACCGUAAGACAGAAUCCCUCAGUCCUGGGAUAGUCUGUCUACCAUGAUGUUACAGCUCUGUUGUUACAUGGACUGCUGCUUCAUUGGCUUUGGAAACACUGUACAAUAGCUGAGUCAUAUGUUACCACGGGAGAAAAAUAUGUAUUCCUGCCUAAGAAUAACUUGCGUGUUUGUUACAGAAAUUUCAUUUGUAUGGUGUUUACAAACCUACUUUUGUAACUUCCAGACUUUCUAAAACAUUCUGCUCAAAAACGGUAUAAAAUACAAUUCCAAAGUAUCUGCUGUCAAGACAAAUACAGUAGGAAGCAAGUGGUCCCAUAUACUUGUAACUUCAUACUGCAUACAUAUGUCAGAACAAUUCACAGGCUGCAUUUAGAUCAUGGUCUGCACAAAUCAGCUAUUAAUUCUGAAGUCCAAAUAAGUGCAGAGAUGAGAUUAUUCCUAUUCACGUUGAAGUGAUUUGCUCUAUUAAAACAAUAAUUGCAGCUAUUGUCUAACUCUCAUUUUUAUACUGAGAACUUUCAAUUAGUUCCCUAUUAGAAUAGGGUUGCUACUCAAUCUUUUUUUUUUUAGGCUGAAUUUCAUCAUUUAUCUAAAGAGAAAACAUGCAAAAUAACUGGUCUUGUUAAGAGUGCAAUAUUAUAUUUUUAUGUAAAAAUAAAAAUUUGGAGGGAUUAUUUAUUCAGCAUGAAACUUAGUAUGUAUAUGUUUGAAACACUUUGUAAUGUGCAUGUUGUAGCAAACAUUUCUGUAAAUUAUCACAAGCUCUGUUAUCUUUGUAUACACUGCCUCUUCAAAUUGGGAAUAAAUUUCAUAACAUAAAUUUAAA
Molecule: messenger RNA, 13560 nt
Organism: Manis javanica (Malayan pangolin)
Lineage: Eukaryota; Metazoa; Chordata; Mammalia; Pholidota; Manidae
Source: RefSeq, a predicted model, not a curated record